This is a messenger RNA of Paramecium sonneborni, 1400 nucleotides long. The record is from the annotation of a GenBank genome assembly. NCBI's taxonomy places the organism in Eukaryota, Ciliophora, Oligohymenophorea, Peniculida, Parameciidae.
AUGAUGAAAGUAAUUAGCAGAAUGUCAUCAUUAAUUCUUAAAAAAUCAGAUGACAUGAUUUUAUUUGCUCAUGACAAUCCAAUUAAGUUAGGUGAGACAUUAAAGUUUGGAAAUUCAUUAGGAGUAGUCAUGUCAAUAUUUGAGAGAAAUUAAUUAGCAUUAUUAUUAUAACAAUCUGAAGUUUUAGAGCCCAUCUCACAUGUAAAUUCUUUAGAGGCUUUUCCUUAAAAUUAAAUUUGUUCAAUUGCAAACAUAAAGUAAUCAAAUGAAGCUGAAACAUAUAAUAAAAAAUUACGAAAAAGAGUUCUCCCAUAGAAUUAAAUAUUAACACAUAAUGUGUAUAUAGAUCUCUUUCAUCCAAUAACCUAUGGGCAAAUGCUUAUCAUUAAAAACAAAGAGCUUUUAAAUAAGUUAAAUGCUUUUGAUCAGAUUAUAUAUUAUGGAAGAUCUCCAAUAUAAUAAGCUACUUGGUUUAAAUAUGCAGAAAAUUAAGGUUCCAAUUAUUUUUUACCAAAAUUUGCCUUGUCAUAUGCCAAAUAAGUUGCAAAAACAAAUAAAACAUUGUUAGUAAUGGAUUAAAUUUAUGAUCAUUUUGUUGCACAUUAAAAAUUAUAAGAAACAAUUCAAUCUUAUGUAUAUGAGAAAACCACAAAAACCGUUUACUUAUCAAAUCUAUUAAAAGAGCUCUCAGACUCAUGUGGUUAUAGACCUGGACAUAGUAAUCUUACUGUUGCUGUUUUACAAAGAGAUUCAAAAGAUGAUUUAUUAAAUGAGGAAUUGGACAAAGAAGUAUUAUUUAAAUGUAAUUGUACCUUUAGUUAGAAUCUUUGUAAUCUCAUACACCUUCUGCAACCUUAGCUAAACCUAGUCCAUUCAGUUUAUAAAUCUAAAGUCCUUUCUAUUAUCAUUUAGCUUAAGAAUUAUAUCAAAUUCUUUCCUAAUAUAAUGAAAAACAAUCAGAAUAUUUAUAAAAACAAUAGUUAAAAAUUCAUAUAGAUCCAUGGGACUUUUAUUAAUAUUUUGAUUGUAAACCAAUAAUUUAAAUGAUAAACUUAUUUAAUUAGUAGAAUAGACGAGAACACGAAUUAGCAGUUUUAGUAGAUUUCUCAGUUAAAGCAUUUAAAGACGAAAUAAUUUGUCAACUUAAAAGUAUGAAUAAGAAAUCAAUAUUUAAAGGCUCUCCAAACGAAACUCUUAGUGAUCUUCUUGCGUUUUCUUGCUAAAUAAAAGAAUUCGAAGGAAAAUCUUUUUCGGAAUAUUAUUAUGAGAAAAAAAAUGAAUUAUAAGGAAAUGAAUUUAAGACAAUAAUAUUAGAAAGUUUAGCUAGAUUUUAUGAACUAUAUAUGAUUCAUUUAAGAAUGACAGAUUAAUUGCUACAAUACAAAAAAGAUUAUAUUUGA